This is a messenger RNA of Bactrocera neohumeralis, 905 nucleotides long. RefSeq lists its product as uncharacterized. The record is from RefSeq and is a predicted model, not a curated record. Lineage: Eukaryota; Metazoa; Arthropoda; Insecta; Diptera; Tephritidae. Bases 404 to 763 code for a protein of 119 amino acids. The transcript is spliced from 2 exons.
AAAAAUCAGUAGAGAAAGCAAAGAAACUUGUCAUUUCUCUGUGGCUAAAUCGACAUCCGUUCGAAGAAAUUAAAUAUAGUAUAACUAUCACAAAUAAUAAUAACAUAUUGAAUAGUCCAAAUAACGAAAUGAAAACGCAGCAUAAGUGAUUCAGAAGAAAGAUCUAUUGUUGGAAUAAGUGAGAAAUAUAAUGUAUUCAAAAACUUUAAGAUAAUCAGAGGCUUCGUGAGAGCAUUUUACGUUAAAAUUAUAAAUGUUUCAGCAAUAAAUUAUUAUAAAAGUUAUUACGUAAAAGGAACUACGGAGACGAUGCUGUAUCAUUUCGUAUAGUUCGUUCGCUUCCGUUCUGGAAAUUUCGGAAUUUCGAUUUACACUGAUUAAGGGGGUAUUCUGGUCUAGAAGCAUGAACUUCAGCAAAUCUACCGAAGUUCUCCUGGAUAAUUGUGAAAAUGUACACAUUGAGGAUUCAGGCACAAUAUUACCCAGCGAGAUCUCCGCGACCACAAAUCUGCUUGACAACAAUAACACAACCGCCAUUAAAACGCAAUGUCCAGACACAAGGCUCGACAUUGAACUUCCGCUUUCAGGUGAGAGAGCAAAUAAAACACUCGCUGAUAUAGCAAAUGAACCAUCGAUUUUCCGCCAUCCACCGCCGCCUUGGUAUCGCAACUGGACAACCGCUGGCAUCGUGCUUUGUGUGAUCUACAAUUUGACCAUAGUACUACUCCUAGUUAUGGGAUUCUUUAAGUUCCGCCAAAGCUGAAGCCGAAUAAAUUGUCUAAUUUAAAAUCUCAUUCCAUAAAUUUUUUCCAGUGUAAUGAAAACUUUAAUUUUUCAUCAUAUCCAUAUAGUAUUAUAAGGCCAUAUUAAACGAGUAAAUAUAUACACAUACAUAUAUACACUUA